Homarus americanus (American lobster) is the source of this 5249-nucleotide messenger RNA. RefSeq names its product protein toll-like. Gene Ontology annotation, biological process: immune response; toll-like receptor signaling pathway. Gene Ontology annotation, cellular component: membrane. The record is from RefSeq and is a predicted model, not a curated record. Lineage: Eukaryota; Metazoa; Arthropoda; Malacostraca; Decapoda; Nephropidae. Gene Ontology annotation, molecular function: protein binding; transmembrane signaling receptor activity. Bases 375 to 3413 code for a protein of 1012 amino acids. The transcript has 6 exons.
GGGACCACUCAGCCACUGUUGUGUUGUGGUUGAGUGCUGGGAGGAUGAGCGUGUUGUCUGUCCAGCUCUAGUGGUGCUACUACUGCAACUUGAACACAACAACUACAAUUAAUAAGCCUCAGUGACAAUUUAUCGACUAACUUUCUGUAUCCAACCAAUGAAAACUGAUACUGUGGUGGAUUUCACAGGUAGUGGAUGAAGCAUCAGCAAGUGGUUUGGCCUGGCCUUGUGGACGCGUGUGUUACCACUACGUCUGUGGGCGUGUGUGUGUGUAAGGGAAUCCCAGCAGACUCUAAUUCUCAUUCAUUCAUCAUGAGUUGACAAGAUAAAAUGCAACAUCAGCCCAGCCUAGACUGAUUAACUACUCCAGCAUCAUGGCCUCAUGGGUGUUUCCUGUACUGGCUUUCAUCUUGUGCUCUUGGAUAUCUGGGGGUUAUGCCAAUGUGAUACCAUGUGGUCAGUGCAUGGGGAUUGGCAAUAAUAAAAUGAACUGUCCAGAUAUGCGUAACCCAGAGAGAAUCAUCGUCAGUAUAAGUGAUCAUAAGGACUAUCCACAAAGUGUGCUUCACCUCCUUUGCCGUUCUGAAGCAAAACAUAUCAACUUUUCACUCAUUGAGGAAUGUGAUUUUUCAGCUAUCAGAUAUAUUGAAUUUAAAAUAUGCCCAUUAUUCAAUAGGUCUUUCAGUGAAGUUUUUCUUCAAAUUGGCAUAAAUCCUGAAAAUGUUACUACACUGAUAUUCUAUAACGUUGGUCUUCGGCAAGAUGAAUUACAAGAGUGGCACCUUCAAGGCCUGCCCAACCUUAAGAAUUUAGAUUUUACAGGCAAUAAAUUCACCAGUAUACCACCAAACUUAUUUGAAGCAACUCCUAAAUUGCAAUAUUUUAGUUUUACCGGUAAUAAUGUGGAAAUGAUCCCAGAAUCUUUAUUUAAAAGUACACCAAACCUUACAGUACUUCGUCUUACUGAGAAUGGAUUAACUAGAUUGCCUAAUGGUAUAUUUUCAGAUCUCUCUAAAUUAACAAACCUAAGCCUAUGGGAUAAUAAACUAGUUGAAAUUCACCCAGAGUUAUUAUCAAAUUUUUCUCAACUGUUGUCUCUUGAACUGUCACAUAACAAAAUAUCACAUUUCGAUUCAAGUGUGUUUUCCAGUCUUCCAAACCUGAGACAGAUUUUACUCAAUUCAAAUUCACUUGAAAAUCUCCCUAAGGAUGUUUUUCAUGAUUGUCCAGAGUUGAUACAUGUUAGAAUUGAGUUCAACAGGCUUAAGUCUCUUCCCUCUGAGCUUUUCAAGGCAUCCAAGAAACUACAAUACUUGAAUUUAAAUAAUAAUUGGAUUACCAACAUCCCAGGGGGCAUAUUUCAAGGCCUAAAAGAUUUAAUAAAUAUUAGAUUUAAUAAAAAUGCUCUGGAGAGUUUGCCAUCGGGUGUGUUCUCUGAUUUGGUAAAUCUUAAGUUGCUAGAUCUUCAGUCAAACCUGUUGUCAGAUCUCCCACCCGGCUGUUUUGAUAAUCAACGAAAUAUGAAAACAUUAAUCCUACAUAAUAAUAGCCUGAGUGAGUUACCAGAAGAGAUUUUUAAAAACUGUCAAGAUCUAGAGAAACUUUAUCUGGGCUUCAACAACAUCAGUGUCCUCCAUAGCUCUGCCUUUCCACAUCCAAAAUCUGCCCUUCAGAUUUUAGAUUUGCAAAGAAACAAUAUAUCUUUUUCUUCACCCAGAAGUGACUUGCCACAGGCCUCUCAACAAAUCACAGUCGAAGAACAUUUUCCUCUUUCUGGGCAAAAAAGUCUGACUGAAUUGUUUCUAAAUGAUAACAAAAUCUCUGCUGUACCACAAGCAUUUGGCACCAAUUUUCCAAAUGUGACAAAACUAAAUUUGAAUGGAAAUAUCAUUGAAUAUUUGGACUACAGGGAUCUGUCAUUCAAAUCAGAUAAUUUAGAAGUUAAUUUGGGAAAAAAUAAGAUCAAAAGUGUUUCUCUCCAAGAUGUGGAUUAUAUUUCUUCUGAGAAAGUUGUGUCUGUAUAUCUAGAAGGUAAUCCACUAGUCUGUAAUUGUGACAUUUACCAGUUUGCAAGAUUGUUACAAAGAAGAUCUUUUGAAGAGAUGCAAGAUAUAUUCCAGCUCAAUGUUUUAGAUAGUGGGAAAAUAAAAUGCUCAUAUCCAGAACAGAACAGACAAGUUAAUGUUGCAAAUGUGAACACGGAAACUCUAAAAUGCAAGCUUCAGGAAUGCCCAGCCAGUUGCACCUGUUUUGUACGAUCUCACGAUAAGAUGGUCAUCAUCAACUGUGCCUAUCAAGGACUACAAGCCAUACCAAAGCUGAAAAGUGACUUUUUACCCAAGGAAAAUUAUUCUAUAACUUUAGAUUUAAGAAAUAACACCAUCAGAAGUUUGAAAGGCAUACAAGACCCAGAGUAUUCUGCUCUUGUGAAUUUGUCGAUGCCAUAUAAUAAACUUGUGUUCGACAAUGACACCAUCUUUCCUGAAAAUUUACAGGUUCUAGAUAUUCGUGGUAAUAACUUGACAACUCUUCCAAAAUCAUUUUUGGUAUAUUUGAACACUACAGCCAUUGUUCUUAGCCUAGGGAACAAUCCCUGGCUUUGUAACUGUGAUCUUGUUGACCUGCAUAACUUUCUCCGGGAUCCCACAAGAGAGGUAAUUGACUCCCAUAACAUUUUCUGCAACACUAAAGAGGAACUUCUGAUUGAAAUCUCAGAAGAAGAGCUAUGCCCCAUUUUUCAGCAGCCUUUGGUCAUAGCAACUGUUUCAUCCAUCAUUGUUGUCCUGUUCCUCUUCUUUGUGCUUGGAACUGUAAGUGUGUACAAGUACAAGCGGGAUAUCAAGGUCUGGUUAUUCACACAUCGCUUAUGUCUAUGGGCUAUUGCAAAAGAGGAAGAAGAUGCAAAUAAAAAGUAUGAUGCUUUUAUCAGCUAUUCUAAUAAGGAUGAAGAUUUUGUGAAUACAAAAUUGGUGCCUGGCCUAGAAUCUGGCGAUCCUAAAUAUCGAAUAUGUCUCCACUACCGUGACUGGGUCCCUGGGGAGUUUAUCCAAAACCAGAUUGACCAGAGCAUUGAAGCAAGUCGCCGCACAAUUGUGAUUCUGUCCUCUAACUUUAUAGAAAAUGUUUGGGGACACCUGGAGUUUAAAACUGCCCAUUCCAAAGCACUUAAAGAUAAAACCAAUAGGAUUAUUGUUAUUGUUUAUGGAGAGUUGCCACCAGAAUCAGAACUUGAUGAAGAACUCAAGCUGUACCUUUCCACACGGACAUAUCUCCAGUGGGGUGACCCCAAGUUCUGGGAGAAGUUACGUUAUGUAAUGCCACAUCCACAGGAAUUCGUUCUUAAAAAACUAAAGCAAGGUAAACACACUGAUAAACUAGAACUUGUUAAAUCAAAUUUAAAAGUAAACACUUGAAUCAGAUCCACAUUUACUGGUUAUAGUGAUGGAAAAUUCAGUACUACUCCAUAAAGUCAGUGUUGUCAAAGACAAAUAAAACUUGACUGCUGAUGCAUUAAAACUUAACUUUGUUGACCCCAAUGGACAACUCUAAUGUUAGGGUUAUGCAAUAAUGUCUCCAUGCAUUUUCUGAAAUUGUGUUGAAAAGUGGUGUAAAUACAUUUACAGAAAAAUUUUUCUUGCUAAUUUUGAGCAUUUUAAUUUAAGACUUGAAAUUUUGAAAAGAUGUGUGAACUGCUAAAGACAUUGAUCAAAACAUAAUCACAGUGUGAUGGAAAGUAGAAAAACCUUUUAACCUUCAGAUAGUGAGGCUGCAGAUGAACUGAAGCCUUUCAUAAGAUUUUUUUCUAUAAAGAUCUGGGGGGAUAUAUUUUUAUAGUUAAUUUAUGUCCAUCAACCGCCACCACCAUAUGGAACAUGAUGAAGUAGCAAUACUUCUAGAUACUCUAUUGUGAAGUCUAAUUGUUACCCACAUUUCUGUGAACAUUUGGUAUACAGUAAACCCGAUAUAAUGGACACUGUCAAUAAUGGACCUCAGCUUUAACGGACACUCGUGAUCCGUUUGAAUUAGGUUCAUAUAUUACAGAGUGGGAUCCAUUAUAGUAAAAAAAAAAUUUUUACUGGUCCAUUAAGGUAAAAAAAACUUGCAGAAUGAGGUCCAUUCGUGUCCAAAUUAUCAAUUAAUUACAGUACUAGCCCAUUUAGCACCACCCAAUAUAACAUUUGUUUGUUAUAGAGCUUUUUGGCCCUCCUGUAUUCUCGCAGCCAAUCGCCACUCUUCUCCUUGUGUAAAAAAAUUUCUUGGUAGCAUUCAAGUCGCUUCACACACUCGUUCUUUAUAUGAACGAUUCCCCAUAUUUUAGCAAAUAUUUAUAACCACUUACAACCAACCAAUACCGUACGUGUUACUAAAGCGUAGUGACUUUUUUUUUCUGCUAGCCUGCCACUCUGUUGCCCCACUUUGAAUGCAUUCUCAUCCUGUAAACACCAGUUGGUGGUGGUAAGUGAUGUUGAUGAGUGUUGGUGAAUAUUAGUGGUGAUGGAGAAUGUUAGAGGUGAUGGAGUGUCACUUUGGACUAUGUUGAUAUGUAACAGACUGAGUCCGUUAUUAUUUCAGAUUUAACGGACUGACCUCCCCCUCCCCAAUUAGUUUGUUGUAUGGAAGUGUAUAUUAAAAACAAACUCUAGGGUUUCAGAUAAUUGUUAAUUGAAAUUUUGGGGGGGGGUCUUUUUAUGUAAUUUCAACUCAUGCAAACUUUAAGGUCAGGGAUUUUUGAAAAUAGCCAAAAUAAGACUACAAAAUGUGUAUGAUCUAUGGGGAUAAAAUUUAUUUAAAUGUUUUAGAAAAUAUAAGCAGUAAGAAUGGAUUUCACAAUGCAUUUCAUAAAUUGCAUACAGUAAAAAAAUACAGUAUUUUACCAGAUAUAUGAACAGGAUAAAAUAGUGAUAUUUGAUGUGUUCAGAGUUCUGUACAUAAAGAUAAUAAGAAAACAGCAGGUCAUUUGAGAAAGGUGGAUUUGAAACUAAAGGUACACUUGCUACAGAAAGUAUAUACAAGGUGGGGUCUGAUGGAUGUCAAAAUGAACACCGACUCCUGUCAUCUCGGCAGAGUUGUCAAAAUCCUUCGUCUGUUGUCAUAUAGUCAAGCCAAAAAAAAUUGCAGAUAAUUUUUGUAUCGAGUGUACUAGCAGGAUAUGAUCAUGUGUUCAAAUAAUGUUUUGUAUAGAUGUUUGCUGUAAAGUAACAAAUGAUGUACUGAAUGUAUAUGAAUACAAUAAAUAAUACAGUAUUGCA